Molecule: messenger RNA, 7277 nt
Organism: Phymastichus coffea
Lineage: Eukaryota; Metazoa; Arthropoda; Insecta; Hymenoptera; Eulophidae
Gene: Neurl4
Product: neuralized-like protein 4
Exons: 19
Coding region: 824-6052 (1742 amino acids)
Molecular function (GO): ubiquitin protein ligase activity
Source: RefSeq, a predicted model, not a curated record
AAACCAAGCAGAUAACCAUUAACAAAAACAAACCAAUAACCAAGCAGAACUUUUGCUUCCAAAAAAGGUAUUGAACGCAUAAAAAGAAAAGCAGUGGCUUACGUUGUCAUUGAAGAUUUUAACAAGUGCAGCUCUUUUGAUAACAGUAUCAUUGUUGUUAAUGGCAAUGACGAUGACAAUGAUGUUUAUGUUGAAAAACGGUUAAUACAGGUAAAAAAGAAGACUCGAACAAACUAGACGUAAGGAUAUUCCUACAAAUAUGUGGAUUUGACUCGAACGUAAAGUAGUUAAUUUUUUAGCGGUUUAAAAAAAAAGAAAUUGUAGCUGUAACCUAUAUAUAAAAGAAAACAUUGACUAUAUCUUAUGAGAGCAUGCAGUUAUGUUUAAUAUGAUAUACGAGAAUGGUAAUGCAAAGACAACAUAAUUGCACGCAAGCGCAUCGAAAUUUAUAUUUCUUCGCGGAUUCGCGGAAAUACUUGAAAGUAUCAUGUACGCAAAAAGUGACUCUAACCACCAGAUGUACUGAUGGAGCGCGGAAAGGGAAGAAAGAGUUAGAGUCCACAAGAGAGACGGAGAUAGCGAAAAGCAGUAUUUGCGCCGACGAGGUCGCGCGCGCGCGCGCGCCUUUUUCUUCUCCCCGUUUCUUGUACCUACAUACAACAUGUAAGUAAAUACCCACGUCGAAGAAAAAAUAUUAAUUGAAAGGAUUGAGCGUAAACAACGGCCGGGGAGCCUUCCCCGACGGCCGUGCCGACGUCAUUUACCGGAGACAGAAAGAAAUAACUACAAGAGCUGUAACGAGAGCGAACAGUAGGGCACAAGAAUGUUGCUCUUCCAUAGAAAAUGCGGCGACCGUGUGAGCUUAAUGAACAACCAGUGCACCGCUGUCAGGAGUGUCUCUGAGUACAAUUAUGGCCUGGUUUUUAGUGCUGAACCAUUGAAAGAUGACGAAGUUUUCCAGGUUCGCAUUGAUAAAAAGAUGAUGAUAUGGAGUGGAACGAUAGAGAUCGGAGUGACAGCUUGUGAUCCAGAAAACACCAAUUUACCAGCAUCAGCUACAAGUUUGCGACAUGGAUCAUGGAUUAUGACAGGUUCUAGUAUAAUUCACAACGGAGAGCCUGUUUUAGAACAGUAUGGAAUAGAUUUGAGUACAUUAGAUGAAGGACAUAUUAUUGGAGUAUGUCGAACAUCAAAGGAUGAGUUGGUAUUUUAUGUGAAUGGCUCUCCACAAGGAAUAGCAGCUACAAAUAUACCAUCUAGAGUUUAUGCAGUUAUUAAUAUGUAUGGAAACUGUAUUCAGGUUACCACAAUUCAACCUUCUAUUAGUCCUGCAUCAAAUUGUAGUAAUGGGGAGCUCCCAUUAGAAAUUAAUAAUGAUUAUGCAAUGGAUGAAGCAUCAACCUCAUCUACAACAAAUUUAGUGACAAAUUUAAAUGUGAAUCUAAAUGUACUACCAAAAAAUCCAAGCUUAGCUGCCAUAAGGGAAGAUAAAUUGAGAUUCCAUGAAAGAGUGGGUUCCCUAGUCAAAUUAUCAAAUAAUGCUCGUACAGCAGAAAGGAGAAGACCAUUAGAUGAAUUCAACAAUGGAGUUGUGAUGACUCAUAGGCCUCUGAGAGAUAAUGAAUUGUUUGAGAUUCGCAUUGAUAGACUAGUUGAUAAAUGGUCAGGUAGUAUAGAAGUAGGUGUCACUACACAUAGCCCUACUGCCUUAGAGUUCCCUGCAACUAUGACAAAUAUGCGUUCUGGUACUACUAUGAUGUCUGGAUGUGGUAUAUUAACCAAUGGGAAAGGAACUCGACGAGAGUAUGGUGAAUUCAAUUUAGAUGAGCUCAGAGAAGGAGAUCGGGUAGGUAUGCUGCGAAAAAGUAACGGCAACCUUCAUUACUUCAUAAACGGCCUCGACCAAGGAGUUGCUGCCAAAGUUCCUAAUACAAUAUGGGGCGUCAUUGAUUUAUACGGGAUGACCGUGAAAGUUACAAUCGUCGAUCGUGAUGAGAGAGAAGAACAAAAUCUCGUUACCCGAAGAAAUACUUUGCAACUACAAGGAAUAAACGGCGAAUCUGAGGAGCCUCUAGAUAGAUUGAUGUUCCAUCCGUGUUGCGGUACUCACGCGGAUGUAAUUAACAAUGGUCGUACAGCUCAUCGACCAAAUGCCAUAGAUGACUUCAACAACGGCGUUGUUCUGACCUCGAGGCCCUUGAGGGCAAAUGAACUGUUUGAAGUGAGGCUCGAUAAAAUUGUCGCAAAAUGGGCCGGGUCAAUCGAAAUAGGAGUUACCACUCAUUCUCCAACUGAACUGGAGUUUCCAUUUACAAUGACCAACGUAAGGUCAGGUACGUGGAUGAUGACAGGUAAUGGAGUGAUGCAUAACGGCACGACAAUGAUCGAUCAAUACGGCCAGAACUUAGACAGAUUACAAGUAGGCGAUCGCGUGGGAGUGAUGCGUAAAGACAAUUCGACACUUCACUUUUUCGUGAAUGGCACGGAUCAGGGUGCAGCGGCAACUGGAGUCCCGGAGCGGGUUUAUGGAGUGAUCGAUCUGUACGGUCAAGCAGCCCAAGCUACUAUCGUUGACAAUUCUGAUUUUUGUAGCCCUACCACAAUUAAUUCCAGUCUUAGUAAUACUACUUUAUACUGUGAUCUACGCUUUCACCAUGUGCAUGGAAAGAAUGCCCGAAUCACUAACAACGGAUUGACAGCCUCAAGACCGCGAGCUCUUGGAGAAUUUAACGACGCGAUAGUCAUUGCAAAUCGUGCGCUUCGCGACGGCGAAAUUUUCGAAGUUUCUAUUGAUAAGAUGGUUGAAAGAUGGUCAGGUGCAAUAGAAGCUGGUGUUACGGCGAUAAGGCCAGACGAGUUAGAAUUCCCAUCGACGAUGACAGAUAUCGACCAUGACACGUGGAUGCUCUCAGGCUCGACGAUCAUUCGAGACGGUGUUCCUUUGAGGAAUAACUACAGUUGCGAUCUGGAUAAGCUUGCCGAGGGCAACCGUAUCGGUAUGAUGCGUUGUUCAGACGGAAGCUUGCAUUAUUAUCUUGACGGCGUGGAUCAAGGCACCGCGUGUAUUGGUCUCCCGGCGCAAGUUUAUCCUGUUAUCGAUCUCUACGGACAAUGUGCCCAAGUAACAAUCGUUUUACCAGAGCGACGUGAUAUGAUACAACAAUACCUGCCAUCAGAAAACAGCACAACGAGCCAGCAGCCAACGUCGGUCGUACCACCCGCUGUUCAAACCGAGAUAACUCACAAAUUCCACGAGUCGGUGGGUCUGAAUAUACAAUUAGAUACUGGGCGCACGGUGGCUACUCGCUGUCGCGAGUACAGUAAUGCUGUACUACUCAGCGAUGCUCCUCUUGAGAAUAACGAGAUUUUUGAGAUCUGCAUUCAGGAGGUUGCCAAGGAGUGGAGCGGUUCGCUCAGAAUAGGUUUGAUUAGCAACGAAAAUGGUAGUUGGUUAACGUCGAUGAAUCUUGUCCAAGGGAUGACUUCCAUACCCGUUGAUGCCUGGUAUCUCACUGGUAAUCAAGUGAGGCAUAAAGGACACUGCCUUUGUUGGAACUACUGUCCAAGUUUAGAUUGGUUGCGUGUAGGAGAUAAAAUCGGUCUGAAACGUACGAACGAGGGUAACCUAAAGUUUUACGUGAAUCGAGAAGACAUGGGUGUCGCUGCAACGAACGUGCCUGAAAUGUGUUACGCCGUGAUUGAACUGUUUGGGUGUACGGUUGCCGUAUGCGUGACUAGCACAAAGCAGCAAAAUAUCGCGAUAUCACCAAAUGCAAGUCUUAGGUUACAAGAUUCUUUGGAAUUAUUGUUGGAUCCGAUGUCAUCUGGUGUCAGAGGUGAGGGAAAUAUGGAGUUAUCUUACGAUGCGUGCGGAGAAGGAAAACUAUUGACCGAUUUUGUAACGACACCAACUCAAAUGGCAGUAGCAUCCAUAGGUGAAAGUGAUUGGUCCUAUGAAUUCCACGAAAACCACGGCAGAAAUGUUCAAUUAGAGAAGAAGACUGUCGCCAAACGAGUAGCAAGUUAUAAUCAAGGUGUAAUCAUGUCUAGUAAACCUUUGAUAAAAAAUAAAUUAUUUCAAGUUAAAAUUGAGAAAGUGAACGACAGGUGGGUAUCUGGAAUGCUAUGUGGAGUCUCUUGUAUUCCGCCAGAAAAAGUGACUUUCCCCGUAACGGCUCUCGGUUUGAAGAAACACUCGUGGAUUAUAUGUAGCGAUUGGAUAUCACAUAAUGGAACAAAAGUCAGAUCCUGUUACGGUGCAAACCUAGAGAAUCUGCGAUCGGGAUCGAUAGUUGGUUUGCUUCUGGAUGAAGAAAUGCGCCUCCACUUGUAUAUUGAUGGCGUGGAUCAGGGUGUUGCAGUUUCGGACUUAUCCUCUUACGUUUACGCUGUUAUUGAUCUGUAUGGGCAGUGCGAACAAAUUUCAAUUGUCGGCUCUAGUAAUGAUACGUUGAGUCUGCCAUCUCUUCUUGGCGAGAACGAUAUACUCAAUAAUGACACGGACAAUGCUACAGCCUUGGCCAUAGCCAUCGAAUCAGAAGAUGUUGAAAACUCAAGAGAAAAAGCAGAUCUCGAGUGCCACGAAAAAGAAAGCAACGCAUCCAUCAUGUUAGAUGAUUUAGCUGAUGGCUUGGUCGAGUUGGAUUUGCAGGAUGAAGAAAGGCAUAGCAACGAUGAUGUUGAUAUCGAUGAGGAGUUGGCCAACUUUGUUACUGCGUCAACGACUGAUAAUGAUUUGGCAAGCAGGAAUCUGACAACCAGUAAUAAAGACUUGAAACCGAUAUCACUAUCAUCUUCAACUACAACAGCUGCAACUUCUAGCAACCUUGUACCGUUAGAUACCAAUUUUUCUGAUCCAAAUGGAGCUUGCGGAGAAACAAUUCUCUUCAAUAUUCUGGACAACAAUUUAUAUGGUGAUAAGGAACAAGCAACGUCGUCAUCACUCGAUAAUAAUGUCGUCGCAGAUAUCGAUGAUAAUUGCGAGGACGGUGGCUUUAAUAAUAACGAGCCCUGUACAAACGUCGAGCUCAAUAACGCCACGAAUAUCAAUAUUAAGAAUGGCUCCGUGAUCAGCUCAACAAACAUGACAAACUUGAACACCGCAAUUAACUCGAGUAAUGCUAACAAUGCUAUUAAUGAAAGUAUCGCGUCGAAUAGUUCGCAGAAUAAUAAUGUCAACGCAGUAUCAACGUUGAACAAUGUGAUGACGCAGAGCUCCAACGUCCGGGCCUGGCAUCAGAAUCAUUGCAUGCCCAGUGCACCUCAAGAGCUUCUACUUAAUUGUCAUCGUCAAUCUGCGAUUCCAAACAACUGUAUAUUAAGUAAUAGUAUAUUGAGCUCAGCACAACAGACUUUGUCGCAGCAGCCUUCGAUACCGUCCACGCCAUUGACGAGCAGCAACUUGAUAGUGCCUCCGCCUUCGAAAAAAUGCGAGUACCUGAAAGCUUGCGUGCGUCUGAAAAAAUCGCUGGUUUUACCAGAUGAAUUUUUCUCUGUGGACGAAGUGCUGUGCUACUGCAGCUCUUGCUUUAAAGCUGAUGGUGAUCAAGUUAUUUGCAAAAAAGGCGAGCCACUUGCCGAAUUCGCAAUACCCGUGGGGUGGGUAAGAUUUCCACUCAAGCACAGUAUAAAUGCCAAUCAGAUACCACAGAGUACUACCGAUAAAUGGCACGUUGCCUUUUACGGUACCAGAAUUGACGCCGUCCGACAGAUUCUCGAUAGGGGCGAAUUAUUAACCAAAGAGCAGUUGGACACUGAUUCAUUGACAAUCGGUACUAGUAGUGACGACCAAAACCCUCAAGUUGUUUUUUCGCCAAAUAUCAAAUAUGCAAGCUCCGAACAAUUUAUCAAGCAAUAUUCAUACAUCGAUACACAAUUAAACAAAAAAGUCAAUGUAUCAACAGCCUUUCAAUUACUCGUAAGGCCGAGUUCGUAUACAACCUCGUGUAAAAAAGAUGGAUUAGAUCCACAGCUUGAGUGCAUUGAAUGGGCUACCAAAGAAACUGGAGCUACAGUUAUUAUAGCAUUGUUGAUACAUCUUGAUGGAAUUUAAAAUUCUUAUUUUUCCAAAUAGCUCGCUUAACGUAGGCAACGUUCGCGCAUGUAUGUACUCUAAAGUAGUUAAAUCUUACCUACAUCUUUUUUGUUCGUACGUUAUAGCCAUUUAUUGUGGUUACGAGGCAAAAAUAAUAAUUUUUCUUAUAUUUUGCGCUUAAAAUUGAAAUUUUGAAAGACUUGAAAAUACCAAAUUAAAAUUUUUUCAAUGCAUUCGAUUUGUGAUGAUUAAAAGUAAUCGUUGACAUUAAUCAUAACUAUUUUUAAUUAUCUAUAAAGUACUUAAAUUUGCUUAUAAUUCAACAUAUAUAGAUAUAUAUCAUGUUUGAUUAAUAGCGAACCCAAGUCAUUUAAUUUGAUUGAUCAAAUUUCUUUGCUUAGUUACCAAAUUUAAAUAAUAUUAUACCAUCAUUAGGUUAUUAAUUUUACGUUUAAAAAUACACUUUUUCUGUGAUAUAUUGUAAUAUUAUAAUUAUACAUGGUAUUUAAUUUUACAUUUAAAAAAUCUAACUGUAACGAAAACGAUACUCUAAAGAGAAUGAUACGAAGGGAUUCAAUUGGUAAUAUAUAAACAAAUAUGAAUCGUUGACUGUUUAACAUUGUAAAGCUUAAUGAAUCUGUUAAAAAAUAUGAAAGUGCUUAUUGAACAAAAAAAAUAAACUUCUGAGUAAAAUAUUUUUCGUACAAAUUUUGCAGGAAUAAAAGUCGGAAAUAUUUUACUCAAUCGAUAGGGAAAAACGAUGCUUGUCGUUUUCGUUAUAUACAUAUGUAUAUGUGUACGGUAAAGUGCCAGCAGGAUAUUCAGCUAAAUUCAAUAUUUAUUGUAAAUUAUUGAACAUAAGUGUCCGCGCACAUGUCGAUGUAUAUCACAAAAGUAGCUCAAUUUUUACGGAGGAAGCGAUACUCGAAAUAUUUAUUAUAGUAUUGCGUCAUCAAUAAAAAUGUAUGCAGCAGCACUGAGAAUAUUUUACGUCUAGGGUUGAAAUUGUAAUCGAUCGCUUAUUGCACAUUUCGACAUCGUUUAAUUUUAAGGCUUGUUGUUUUUAGAAGAAAAAAAAAUGGCUUUUAUUAAACCUCGGAUAUUUUUGUUGCGCGAAAUUUGGACUAAUUUUGAUUGAAUGAUAGGUACAGAAUGUGCACUACGUUAAAGCUCAACCCUAGCCGUCCAAAAUCUCACAGCGAAAUAACUACUAGUUGUAUGAAUAAACGCAAUAUUUUGAGUU